Messenger RNA from Conger conger (European conger), 3840 nucleotides. RefSeq names its product transmembrane protein 41B-like. Bases 278 to 1138 code for a protein of 286 amino acids. The transcript is spliced from 7 exons. NCBI's taxonomy places the organism in Eukaryota, Metazoa, Chordata, Actinopteri, Anguilliformes, Congridae. Gene Ontology annotation, cellular component: endoplasmic reticulum membrane. The record is from RefSeq and is a predicted model, not a curated record.
UAAAAUGGUUAGACAGUUGUCUAUUGUUUCUUUCGUUUAUGAAAAUUGCGAUUAUAAAGAUUUUAUACGGACUGGAAGAAAGUAUCAGCCUGAUGCUCAAGAAUGUGCGGUCUCCAUUUCUUCAAUGACUAUGACGUAAGAGGUAAAAGGUCACGGAUGUCACCGACUCGCCGGCUAAAAACCGGCAGAAGUAGUUAACUCCAGGCUGUCAGGUUACACGUUUCGAUAGGAAUUUCAUGGGCAUUAUUGGAUACCGUGUUGAUUGGCUUUAAAGAAAAUGAAUGAAAUGGUCAGGAAUCGUAGAGAAGGACGAGAAGUCGACAAGGUUUCAUCAGAGAUGUUAAUGGAAGAAACGAAGACAAAAGAAGGAGCUCUCCUUAAAGGCCCUGCGUAUUCAGAAGGUGGCUCGGCCCGUAGGUCCUUCCUUAUCCUCCUCUCCAUCUUUUUGUGUGCGGCCUCGGUUAUGUAUUUGGUGUACAUGAACUUCCCAGAGCUCAGCGAUGAUGAAAGGGGUACGAUGAAAAUCCCCAAGGACAUGGAUGAUGCCAAGGCCCUGGGAACAGUGCUGUCCAAAUACAAGGACACCUACUACACCCAGGUGUUGGUAGCAUAUUUUGCCACAUAUGUUUUCCUCCAGACGUUCGCCAUCCCUGGCUCCAUCUUCCUCAGCAUCCUGUCAGGAUAUCUGUACCCCUUCCCCCUCGCCCUCUUCCUGGUCUGCCUGUGCUCCGGCCUGGGGGCCUCCUUCUGCUACCUGCUGUCCUAUCUGGUGGGCCGGCCUGUUGUCUACAGGUACCUGACAGAAAAGGCACAAAAAUGGUCCCAACAGGUGGACAAGCACAGAGAACACCUGAUCAAUUACAUCAUCUUCCUGCGGAUAACGCCCUUCCUGCCCAACUGGUUUAUCAACAUCACCUCCCCCGUCAUCAAUGUUCCAUUGGGGGUCUUCUUCCUGGGCACCUUCCUGGGUGUGGCCCCUCCCUCCUUUGUGGCGAUAAACGCAGGGACGACGCUGUACAAGCUGACCACUGCGGGAGAGGCGGUGUCCUGGAGCUCACUGGGUGUGCUGGGGGUGCUGGCCAUCCUCUCCAUCCUGCCGGUCUGCUUCCAGAGGAAGCUUCAACAGAAGCUGGAGUAGACCUUCUUCACUGGAUGUGUCCCCCAGCCCAGGAAUGUAACAGGCCAACUCGCUGAGGUGGCUGUGGAAACACUCAGACUUACAGUUUGAAGCUCGGCUUUGUGUCGAUGUGAUGGCUGAACAGUCACUACCUUCACACUUUGUACAGCAACAGAAAUGGUUUGGGCAACCUCCAGUCUUCCUCAGUGUUGAGACGUACCUUCUUUUUGCUCAUCUCAAGAUUUGCUUUCGCUGCGUUUUCAAUGAUUACAAAACAAAAAUCAACACACAAAAAGCUAAACCAGAAUUAAGCACAUAGUUGUGAACAUUUACUAUGUGUUAUUUGUAAACAAUAUAUUUCAUAUGUGUUGUGAUUAUUAUUUUAUUUUAUUUUUUUGCAGAUGAAGUAGAUUCUUGCUCAAUGGAGAACGUGCCUCAGAAUGUCUCAGUUUCUCCAGAUAUGGGUAUCGGUUCUGCCUUGAACACUUCCUUUCCCAGCCCAUGCCCAGCCACACUCAGCCAGCCAUACAGGCCAUGGGUGCCAUGCCAGGCCUGGGCGCUCCCUUUUAAUAAGUAACAGAAAUGAACAGAUGAACUGCAUGAAUGAAAGUCUUGCUGAUAGAUGACCAGGUUCUCCUUAAUGUGGAUUUUGCGGUACAGGACUACUGAAGCAAGUGUCUUUAGCGAUUGUGGUGUUGAUGUUCUGCCUCUGUGGCAGUGUGUCAAUCGCGGUUAUUAGUCCUGGUCACUGUGAGAGACACUCAAGAAGCAGGGACCUCUGAGAUCGGUCUCCUUCUACCACUGUCUUUCUGUAUGACGGAUCUCCUUCUGUCUUUCAUAAUGCUCCCAACUAACUCCCAGUAAACGGUGUGGGUUUGUCUCCACUUACUGCAUCAUUGGCCUCGCGACUGAUACACAAUCCUUCUAGUGUUUGCUUUAAUGUUAGUCUCUCUCCAAUAUGUAUGUUUGCUGUUGAUUGAAAUUUGUGUUGUCUCAUGCCAUGAGAAGUUACUGGAACUUUUGUGUGAAACCAAAGUGGAAUUUAUAUGUGGCAAAGUCGUAUUAUUCUGGUAGAUUUUCAUCUAAUUAGAUCAAGGACCGUGAAUUGAUUUUGUGGAGUAUGCACAUGGUCUGUACUGUGUCUUAUACAGAUCAUGUGAUCAUCGCUCCAACCUCAUCUUGUGUCUGUUUUUUAUGCUCACACAGCUGGAAAUAUGUAGCAGUUUAAGCUGCAGGGAAAAAUCUAUAUUUAUUAACUGUAAUUGUAAUAAUGUAUAAUUAGGUUAUUUGUAUCUCAGUACUUUAAAUACUUUAAGUCUUAUUGAUUCAUUUUAAAUUUAAAUCCAUUAAAAUGCAAUUUAGUGGAAGUGAUACGAAGGUUUUUAGAUAAAUAACUUUCAAUUGAUUAAAAAAUGAAGGAACCCUGAACAAUAACCGAAUGGUAAUCCUUAUUAGUAUCCCUUAAUCAUUUGGACAACCACAGUUUGAAGGUAGAAUAGGUCAGAUUUUUGUGUUAAAACAUUGUUACAAGACCAUUCCUAUCAUUGAAAAAGGCUUACUGACAUGUUGACUCACUCAGCCUGUGUUUUUAUAGGUUUCAAGAUAUGCAGUUGACGAACCAACAAGACAUUGUAUAGCUGUACAAUAAUUCAAGCUCAUUGGUUGAAAAUUGGUUCUAAUUGCCACUGCCAAUGGCGUGGGGGGGUGGGUGGGUUUCAACAUCAGCACGUUCACAGAGAAGGAUAAACAGUGUUGUGGUUUGAGGGUGUUUAUUGCUGCAAUUCCUCUCUUGACCGUGAGAAGUCCAAAUUUAUUGUACCUUUUAAGUGCUUUGUUUUGACUGAGUAUAUGUCUACUGGUGUACAAUGCUCUCACAACCUCGCUGUAAUGCUGUUCUCGCACUGGUCCAGUGUUGCCAAGAACCUCAAAAUACUUGGGCCUAUUAAAUGCCUAUUAAUGUCUGUUGACCUGAUAUACCAUUGAGGAACAUUGAAAAGGCUGUGGAUGGAAGCACAGAUCUGUCUGAAUGAAGCUGGCCAAUAAUGUGUGUACAUCUGAAUAUGCAUCGGUUUUAUUUACUUUAUGGAAUGCAGACGCUACGCCCUAAUUUGGGUUAUUUUCAUUCAGACUGGGAGAAUAUAGAGGUGGCAACAGAUUGAGAUUACGGUGCCAUAGUAGGGGAUCAAAUCUCUAUCUCAUAAAGAAUGUGGAUGUGUGAAUGUUUGUAUGGACAGGAAUCCAUUUUUUUUGGAAACGGUCCCCACUGUCCACUCCAUCUGUGGAUGAUCAGCAUCUUGCAGCCUCUACUCUUCUCUCUGACAGAUUAGAUUCCAUCGUACUGUAGGGUUUGUUUAUUCUGUGAUACUGAUGGUUGUAUUGGGUAGUUUUUGUAUUGUCUAGUCUGCCAGGUUUCUUUUGCCACUUCCAAACAGUGACUGCAAUGUUGUUACAGUACUUUUAUCUGUUUAUUCACCUCCUUCAAUGGUCUUAUUAAAGAGGAUGGGCCAUUUUCCUCAUUGGAGCUGAUUGCGGCAGGCACCUGCAUUCAGUGGACCCGUUUUUAUGCAGCCACAGUGUUAAAUGGGACACACGAACAGAAAAUGUAUUGAUGCAUGAUCUAUGUUUUUUCUUUUAACUGCUUUCAUUCUUCAUAAAAAAACAUUUAUGAUUCAGAUAUUUAUUAGAAAUAUGUUGAUAAUAAUAAAUUAUAUAUAUAUAAAGGA